Messenger RNA from Notodromas monacha, 2256 nucleotides. The record is from the annotation of a GenBank genome assembly. NCBI's taxonomy places the organism in Eukaryota, Metazoa, Arthropoda, Ostracoda, Podocopida, Cyprididae.
GAAGGAACCCGUGACCAUGUCGGACGAUGAAGAUUAUGAUUCAGAGGAUAUUUUGAAGCAGUGUCUAGCAGCAGCAUCGAGCAGCUCCUCGACAAACAUUCGCGGUGAUGCUCCUCAGUCGGAGAAGCGGAAAAGAGAACUAUGGAAACGUCAACAGCUGGCGAAAGAAGAGCAAGAUAAAGCAAAGAAAGCUAAGAAAGAGAAAGCCAGGGAAGCUGUGACAACUCUAGAGAAAGGUUUAUCGACAGCUAUUGAACCGACUAACAAAGGAUUUCAGCUACUCGCGAAGAUGGGCUAUGAACCCGGCAAGGCCCUCGGAAUACAGCCGAAUGCUCGCACUGAACCAAUCAAGCCUAUCGUAAAAGCUAACAGGUUCGGACUAGGGAAGCCGGAAGAGGAAAACAAGAAACACGAGAAAUUGAUCAGCGAAAUGCAAGAGCGAGCAUCAAAGCGAGAAGAAAUGCUGGUAGAUUUUCGAUCUCAAAAAAGUCAGCUUCUAGCCGAAAAAAUAAUUUCUAGAGACUUGAGCAAUGCACAGAAGGCUUGCCGAACACAGGAUGUGGAGGCAGGCAUGGUAGAGCCUCGAAUCCCGUGGUUUUGGCCACUGAAACCGCCUGAUGAAACUGACGUACAAGACGAAGAAGAAUCGGAGGAAGAGACAUUGUCAGAUGGCGAAAAGUUGAUGGAAAUCACUGAAUAUUUGAGAACUUUAUAUAAUUAUUGUGUGUGGUGUGGAAUCCGAUUCGAAGGUCCAAGUGAACUUGAUGGCGAAUGUCCAGGAAAUUCUCGAGAAGCGCAUGAUUGAUCAUAUAAACAGGCCAAGUAAGUUUCAGCUUUCUUUCAGUCUAAACCCAUGUAGCAGAAUAUUGACUGUAUGCAGAAAAAAUUAUCGGUCCACAAAUUAUUUUUCUUUGGCGGGGAGGAAAUAACCUGUUGGCUUCUUUUUAUGGAUAAUGAAUUUUAAAAUGCUACCUUAAUGGGAAAAACUAUCUAGCUUAAAUUUUUUCAUAAUCUAUUUUCCAGUACAGUUGAACCUCAAACCUCCAAAUAACUCUCUCAUUUGAAUUUUUCAAGUCCCCCAUCUGAAUAACCUUAGAAAUAAUGAAUAAAAACUUUUCUAACUUGCAGAAAUCAUUUGAAUUUUCUGAGGAUUGAAUUUUCUCCUUUUGGUUAAUAAGUUCUCAACACAUGAAAGAGAAACGCAACAAAAUUAAUUUAACGUGUUGUGAAAGACUAAUUGGGAAAAUGAACCCUUGCUUCAGCGAUUAUGUCAACACAUUUAAGUCCAGAAUUACAAUUCCCUCCAAUUCUUCUAUCUUUCCCCUACUAUAAACUUCAGAAGCUUAACCCCCUAACUAGAAACAUUUGGUGGUCUCUUGAAACUGGACUUAGAGAGGUUCAACUGUACUUGUGAAUUUAUCUUCAUGUGCCACCAAGUACAAUGGUCAGUUUUUAGUCAAAGAUGAUGAACAGGAUUGGUACUUCAACUGCAAUUCAAAUAAUGUUACCUUUUGUUCUGGUAGUGAGCUUGAAAUUCCUUGGUAGCAGUCUGGAGAGAUAUUUCGUUUACAUUUUCCAAAAAGGGUUUGGCUUUUUGAACAAAUUGAUAGAAUAAAAAAUUAAAAUCCUUUGUUAAAUUUGGAAUCCUUUUUGCAAAUAAACUGAUCAUUUUUUUACUUCGAUGUAUAUUACAGUAUCAGACUUUUCGAAGUAAAGUUCUGGAUUUACUGUGAACUUCGCAUUUCUUAGUACAGUACUACUUUCCAUUGAAAUUUAACUAUGUGAUAACCUACAACUAUGUUGAGCUAAAAUUGAGAUGCAGUUUUGUAGGGUUGACCAUUUUCCAUUCUUAAUCUAAGCUUUUCAAUUGUAGAAAGCAAGUGGCAACUUCAUCAGAUGUUAGUAAUUCCAAUGUCCACGCUAAUUCACUAAAAACAUGAUUAAAUAGACGGCACCUAACAACGGAUCAAUUUGAAUUCGCGCGAACAAACGUUGGAAAUGAUAGCUUAUUGUAAUUAAAAACAUCCGAAAGAAUUGUCACUCAAACAAAUUGACGAACAAUGAAAAUGCAUACAGAAAUUUUCAGAUUCAUAAGUUCCAUUUUUCUUCUUGCGCAAAAUGUGGAAAAGAACCCGUACGCUUUUGUUUCAAGGACAUGACAUUUCCACAUCCAUCCUCAAUGGAAUCAAUGACAAAUUAUAAAACACCAUUCGAUCAAAACAACUGAAUAGUCUCACCGGAUUAACGCGUAGUAAU